AUUUUUCAAACAUUGCAACACUCACAAAUUGCGCGUUGAGCGCUAAGCGCUAAUGCGAAUUACGAGUUUUUGAUUUCGCCGUCAAUUCUACUGGUGGUUUAUCACUUCUAUCUACAUUUUUGUAAUUUGCUAGACAUUUAAAGUUAAAUUUUCAUUGCGCUUUGUUUUCGGUGAAGAGUGAUUUUAAAUUUUAACUAUUGAUAGUAGUCGGACCUCCCUCCAAGCGUUUCUUUGACACAUUUUACAGACGCCAUGUUUGUCACGUUUUUGCCAGUUGUGAAUAUAUUUAGCCAAAAAUUGUAUUUGCAGUAGCGUUUCUUCGUAUAAUUGUAGAACAGUGCCCUACACCAGUUCCACAAUGAGUCAAAAAACACCAAGAAAUAAGGAAAAGCGAUCGCACUCAUCUUCUAACGAAGUUAACAAUUCAUUUGUGAAAAAUGUGACAUCUAGAGUAUCAGGCUUACUGCCCAGUACUAUCACAAAGUGGUUCAGCAGCCCACGCUCCUCAGAUGCAAAUGGCUCGAUGCCAGUUGCUGAUGCUUCAGAUUCUUCAGAUGAUGAAAUUGUGGAAAGCCCGGAAGUACCUCAACAGCCACCUGCAAAACGCAUGCGGUUCAACUCAACAGGGACCUACAAUCACUACAGUCCUCCAGAUGCAAGCUGCUCCAGAAAUGAUGUGGAAAUCAGAGAACUACCAUAUAGUCCCUUCACAGGCACUCAGUGUACACAACCUACUCGUAACUCAUAUAGUACAGCACUGAGGCCACCAAAUGAAGACCAUCAGGACACCAUGGAAAGAGACACACCACGAUUCAAGAUGUCUCACUCCUUCGCCAGUACUGGUCAAUCAGUUGCUGCAAAAAGAAAAUCUAUUUUUGAAACAACCACCCCUGAGGAAGUGAGGAGAGCCACUGCAAAAGCAUCAACAACUGCGUCGUAUCGUGAUCCAAAGCAGCCCAGCUUUAAACCUAGUCUGCUUGGUUCACCAUUUUACCCUGGGAGAACUAUGUAUGGAGGAGCAGCGUCUUCAUACAUUAACCAGCCGAAUAUAAAACAAGAGACUGUAGCGGUAGUUAAUGAGUCUCCGAUCAACGAUGACAGCGCCAUCAGCAGCGCUGCGCGACGUAUCAUGGACCUACUAGAAAGCUAUUCCUCACCGCUCAUGGAAGCCCGCAGGAUCCCGCUCUAUACCAAACCCAAAAAUGAUCGAUUUCUUAUGGGCAAUACAUCCUCUUCUUCUACAAAUAGUAAUUUAGCACAUCGGACUCGGGAGCUUCAUGUACCAAGCAUUGCAUCUAUACUACGCCUGAAAAAGAAGUCUCGUCUCAUGGACACGACGAAUAUUGCUCGUCAAUUAAUGGCUUCUCAAAGCAGUACUUCUAACGAAAUUCCUGCUUAUCCUAAUCAGGAAACGAGAGGGAAUGACACCCAGAAGGAACCACCUCAUAAGUUUUCUACCAAAAUAAAAUCAAGAAUAACUAGAACUAACCGAGGGCAGCAAGAGGAGAUCGACAUUGCAACUCCCGUGAAACUGCCCACAGGCACAUUACAGUUAGACAAAGACAAACUGCCCCAAUUUACAUUCGAUACACCGCCGCCGCCGCCAGCGGCAGCUAAGCUCACUACAUCAACACCAAAAAUUGUUUUCCCUACAGCUGAUAAAAAAGCUACUCACAUACCCACAAGUAAGCACGAAACCGUAAUUAGUAGUGUCUACACAUUUUCUAAUCCUGUAAAAGUAUCAAGUUACGACUUACAAGUGGAAUCUUCACCUUUGAAAUUCAAAUUCGACUCUCCUGAGCGACGUAUAGAUCAGAAAUUUGAAAACAAACAUGACGAAUCUUCUGUUGUUGUAGGUGUGAUAAAAGCAAAUGAAACAAUCUCGACUAAACCAAAAGACUGGCAGUGUUCCGACUGCUGGGUUAAAAACAAGCCAGAAUCCAACAAAUGUGUUUGUUGUGGAGCUAAACAGCCAAUACAAAAUGCUAGUGCUAAGUGCUCUGUUUGUAAACUUGCCGAUAGUCAGUCACAAAAAGACAAAUGCGCUAAUUGUGAGAAGAUGUCUGCGACACAAGCCGGAAAGGCUAACCUUCAAUCAAUCGGGGCGAGUUCCACAUCGAAAUCUCUGUUCAGUAAUGCAAGUGACAGCAGUUCGAAGUUUACUUUACCUACCUUCACUGCAGUUACAGAGAUACCAACCAAUGUUUUUUCAAAACCUGAAACAGUGACUAGUCCAUUAAAUUCAGUACAAAACACUACUAAAGUGGCAGCUGAUUGGAAAUGUGACGAUUGUUGGAUCUCGAACAAAAGCAGCGUAGAUAAAUGCGCAGCUUGUGGUGGUGCCCGACCCGGAGCGAAACAGGCUAGUACUGCGGACUCUUUAAGUAAUAAAACUACGUCAUUCGGAACCAGUGACAAAUUUAAAGCAAUUGCUAAGACCCAACAUUCAGACAAAUGGGAAUGUUCAAGUUGCUUAGUUCGUAACGAAAGUGACAAAAAGCAAUGUGUAUGCUGUGGUGCGGAAAAAGAAGGCAUAAAGAAAAUGCCUGAAUCAAAGUUCAAUUUUGGAACAGUUACGAACAAUACGUUUAAAUUCGGCAUCGAUCCCAAAGUGCAAGGCGCCAGCAUUGCUGACAAACCAGAAGUUCCAUCAAUACUAGAUACGAAAUUGAAACCGCAGUCAGAAGCAAAUAAUAAUGUUUUGGCUGAAACACCAACAUUUACAUUUUCACUGCCUACUAAAAAAUUAGAAAAUAAAGUUGAUACUCCAAAAGAAAAGACAGAUGAAGCUCCAAAAAUGAAUUUCACAUUUGGUAUUCCAAAAACAAUACCAACAGUUACAACGAAAUUGCCAGAGACAAAUAAAAAUUCCGAAGAAGAGAAACUUCAAGAAGUUCCUUCGGUUGACUUAAACUUACCUGUGCAGAGUAAACCGCAGGUGCCUGAACUGACUCCAGUUAGUAAAGAAAAUAAGCCGUUACUACCAACUACGAGUUUAUUUAAUCCGUUAGCCAAUACCACAAAGAAGGACACUUCACUUAAAAGCGCUGCCGCAUUACCAGAAGCGGCUGACGCUCAAAAUCCAAAACCAGCAUUUACAUUCGGUUUGUCGUCCAGUACAAAACUAUUUGAACCUCCGGCAAGUACGGGUACGUCGACGAAUUUGUUCACACCGCCUUCGCAAAGUACAGUAUUGCCAACAACUAGUGCGCCCACUUUAUCAAUGUUCAAACCGGCUGAGCCAAGCACAACCGCCACAUCAUCGUCAUCAAUAUUCCAACAGCCCGAUUUAAACAAACCUGCUGCAUCUCUAUUCCAAAACAAAGAAGCUUCUAGCAGCGCAACACUGGCUCCGACACCGGCACAGACACCGGCACAGACACCGGCACCAGCACCGGCAACAGCACCAGCACCAGCACCGGCAUCUGUACCAGCACUGGCACCUACACUGGCACCAGCGCCAUCACUAGCACCAGCGCUCGCACCAGCACCGGCAUCAGCACCAGCAUCUACGCCAGCAGCAACACCAGCGCCAAUUUUCAGUUUUGGCAGCAAUGCAGCGAGUAACUCUUCGGCCCCAACUGCACUCACGUUACCUACUGCCACAGAGAAACCUAAAUUUCAAUUUACAUUUGGUAGUAAUACAACUCCUGCAACAAACCCACCAGCGUUUAAGUCACCAUUCGGUGCGAGUGAAAGUAACGUAAAUACAAAUACUUUUAAUUUGUCUUCUGGAUCUUCGUUGGGUUCUAGUAAUAAUCUUGCUACAAAUAGUUUUGGAGGCAGCAAUGGAUUAAAUGCGCCAAAUGGCCUUACGGGAAAUCCUAUGAUGGGAAAUACACUUUCUGCAAUGCCUGGAAAUUCUCUUCCAACAAAUAAUUUAGCAAUGGGCAAUACGUGUACCUUAGGAGGUACCAAUGGCCUAUCUGCAAAUCAACAAUCAACUACUAUGCAGGCGGGGAACUCUUUAACCGGAGGUGCAACGGUCUUGUUCAAUAAUACCGCUCCAAAAGAGAAUAUGUGGGCGGCGAGCAGCAACACCUCGACCCCGAAUCUAUUCGUGUCUAACGCUACGACCAGUAGCUUACAGAAGCCGGCUACAUUCACAUUCGGAUCUUCCACACCGUUCAAUGCCGGUAACAACGCGCCGGCUUUCGGUGCUGGCGCGGCGCCUCCGCAAAAUAUAUUCGGUAUGAAUAACCAGAGUAACAACACACAGCCAAAUCUCUUCUCGAGUCCGGUUCAAAGCCCGCCAUCAGGAAAUUUGUUCGGCUCGACGCAGCCGGCCAGCAAUCCUACACCACAGAUUCCUAUGUUCGGUUCACCAAGCAUGGGUGCGACGUCAACCUUUGGUUCGCCGACUCCGUCUAUUCCUUCAUUUGAGGCCCCGUCGCUGAACCCAGCGCCUGCGCCUGCCUUUUCCUUUGGCUCUCCGCAACCAUCUGCAACAGGCAUUUUCGGAUUUGGACAACAGCAGCCGCACAUGCAGCAGCCGCAAAUGCAACAGCAGCCCUUGCAGCAGCAAUCGGGCGUGUACAGUUUCGGUGGGGCUCCCGCCGGUACGCCACAGGUCCAGUUCAACAUUGGCGCCAAUGGCUCCAACCCCGCCGUCCGACGCGUUCGUAAAGCUGUUCGUCGGAAUCCGCAACGAUGAAAUUUACUUCGCCUCUAGCACGAAAUGGACUGGGUCCAGUAAGUGCCCAAUAUAGUUAAAUUGUGAGAACUACAUGGAUAUUAUGAAAUCAUCCUAGACAGUGAAUUAUCUAAAUUAUAAGUUAGCCAUUAAUGUUAUUGUAAAAUGUAUAAAAUUGUAGUUAAUUUUGCUGUAGUGAACAUUGUGUUAAUUUUUCAUUAAUUUUAUGUUUUAUUUUUGCACUUUCAGUCUUCUUCUAUCUUCUGGCUUUUUCCCAUGUAGUUUUGGGCAUUCAGCACUGAAUCUAAAACCAGAUUUCACUAAAAGUAUUUAUUCAGGAUGACAAUUUACUAAUUUUACCAGUAAUACUAUCAAGGUAAGAUGUUCCUUUCUUAAAUAAUAAACUUGCAAACUAUUUAUAAUAUUGCUAUUUACUUAUUGUACCUAAUGUAUCAGCUAAGGAUGUUUGGGUCCGAAUGCUUGCAAAUUAAAGUAUAUUAAGGAUAUUCUAUAGGCCAUACGGACAAAUGCUGGUACGCCAUGGUAGUCUUUGUGAUCUUGAAAAAAUCUAUCUAAUUUAUCGUAAAUUAAUUUUGAUUGGCCGUUGGCUAUUUGCCGAAUUGUUUUCCGAACCUGCUAUUUUUGGAAGCAUAUGUUUUUUAUUUAAUAAUCUAAGAGCAACUAAUAGGUCAGAAGCAUCUUACUUUGGUAUAGUUUUUUAAUGCGCAAUAAUAAUAAUAAUAAUGUAUACGACCUUCAAAUAAUUUGGCGUUGAUACGGACUGGAAUAAUGUGUAAAAUUUUCGUGAACUACACGGUGAAAAUAAUUUUUACUUUUUUAAACCAUUUUAUUUUAAGUAGGGGUGUGCAUACAUAAGUCAUUUGCUUUUAUAUAUUUUUACAAUACCAUAGACUGUGAACUCAAUGAAAGAGUUAUAGAUAUGGUUAACACGUAGAUUAAUUAGAAUACAAUGUUCAUUGUUCAUAUAAUCGAUAUAUACAGGUGUAUGUUGUUAUAAACACGAAAUAUGUAAAAUAGCAAGUAGAAAUGUAAUACUUCGAAAAGCUGAGGGCUCAGACGUAAUUCUACAGACUUAUAUGUUAAGAUAAAUGAUCGAAACAAGAUAUUUAUAUAUAUUCUGCCACAAUAUUCACGACAUCAUAAUAAUAAUGCUUCGGAAUAGAAUUACGAAAUGCUUGCAAAGAAACAUUACUUGCUGAGAAGGAAGGACAUAAAUUCAUUAUAAUUAUUAUGUAGGUCAUCCCAUCAUAUGUCAAGGGAACCAAAUUCCUUGUAAACCAUUACAAUAUAGUAUGUACCAUGAGUUGAAUCCAUGUGUCGUUAGCAGAUUGUUUAACAUUUUUGCGAUUAAACCAAGCUCAUUAAGCAAUUUAACCAUCAGCCAUUUCAGUUAAAAGAGUGUGGUUGAGAUUGCAGAUACCUUUAUAGUGUAGUCAAAUUAAGUAAUUAUUUUAAAUUGUAAUAUAUCCUUUAAAUAACAUGACAAAAACCAUUUCUAAUUGUUGUGUAUGUGGAACUGGAAAUUGUGAAAAAUUCAAUUAUGGAUUGAGAGAAGGUAGUUUAUCGUCGAUACUGAAAACGACAGCCUGUCGAGAAAUUUUCAGUUACAAAGUAGAAUAUUCCAAAAAGAUCUAAAAGUUUUAUGUACACUGUAAUCAAAGUAUUUAAAACUUUUAUUCAUUUUCUCAUAUUCAAACUUAUCAACAAACUUACAUAACAUGAAUGCUCCUUAGAUUCAUGAAUUAAUGAUGCCACAAAUAAUUACAAGUAGGUGAACUUUUACUAAUUUGACUACAUUAUAAUUAAAUGUAAAAGACUUGUCAAACCACUAAUAUAAUAAAUAUAAAAUUAUUUAAGGAAAUUGGGGUGCUAAAAGAUAUAUAUAAAUGUAAAAGGAUAAAAUAUAUUAAAGGAAAUGGCCAACAUUUUAAUUAUUUCUUUAAUUGAACUGAAUUUAAAUCUUGAAAUUUUGUUUGUAUGAAUACACAACAUUUUUUACUUGCAUGAUGUGCUUUUUAAUUUGCCUAUUUGUUUCGAUCUGUUUUUGAAACAUGAUACAAAAUACGCCUUUUUUUGGAGUAAAAACUACAACUAGGAAUAGACCCGUUGAUAAUUUAUUAUUGAUUGUGAUUCGUAUAUACUCAUAAGCUGAAGAGGCAAAUGAAAAAGUCUAUAAAAAUUUAAUUUCUCUUUUAUGGCACCAAUUUAAUUCAGAUCUACAUAUUUAUAAUAAUUAUGUUAUGACACAAAAAGCCAAAUGAUAUGAAUUAUUACGAUUGUUAGUCGUUGAAGUUAUCACAUGAUAAUAUAAUACUUAGGGCUGAUUUUGCAAUAGUCAGAUAAAUGUUAUCUGAGGAAUAAAAUUGUUGCUGUCACUGUCUUAUACAAACAUUCUGACGCGACAGCAUUAUAAUUAUUUCCAAAUAACUUUUAUCUAUCCAUUGAAAAAUCAGCUAAAUAAUUAGAAAACAAAAAAAAAAUAAUAAUAAAGUUAUUACUCUGAGUGUUAUACCAAUCAAGGUUUGGCAAAGUUUGUGGAAUGUUGUGCAUGAUCGUAAGAGGCGACGUGCAUGUAUGUAUACAUGAAAUUUAAUUCUCAAUAACAUAAAUAUAUAUUUUAUAAGAUUAUGCAGGCAAUUUUUUAAAUCAUUAUUGUAAGAUUUUACAGCAACUAAUAUUUUAAACGUGGUUUCAGAAACGCUAUCUGUUUUACAGUCAUUAAUUAGAUAACCAACAAAUAAAUGCUUUAGAAUGUAACUGAAAUAGUGAUGUAAAGAAAUAUUUUAGACUAAUUAAUUAUUUGAACUGUUAUCCCUGGUAUUUGUUGAAUAAAAGUUGUAAGGCAGAUAAAAUAACAUAAUAUCAUGCACACUAACUGAUAUACACUAUAAUUAGAUAAUUUUUACUGUAUAAGUAUUUGCCUUUUUGGGUGUAACAGAUGUUAAUAAAUAGUACUACACCUUGUGUUGUUGUAAAUAGUUGCAUAUUGCACUUAGAGAAAAGACAGUAAUCAUAAUAUCUACCUUACAUUAUGUUUGUUAGGGUAGUUCAUUCACAGAACUAGCAUUCAAUGCGCACUUUUGAAUAAUAUCAAAUUACUAGCUUUAAGUACCAAUUACACAGGCUGUCACAUUUCUCAAACUGUUACUGAACUAUGAGGUUGUAGCAAUAGAGUUCCUAAUAACAUUUGUCAUCUUACCAGUGAAUGAACCGAAAUCAUUACUACUACCACUACAGCGGGCUCGUCACUGUGCGUCUUAAUAUUGGCUAAGUAACCUAUAACAUAUUUUCUUAUAAUUUGCUAGGCAUUAUUUUCUUACAGUAGUCUGUAUGCAUUACCUUCAAUAAAUAACUAUACACUUUUUACUGGUAUUAUAGAUAAGUUUAGAUUAGUGGUUAAGCUCUGAAAAAUAUAUUAAUUACUAUCAGAUAUAAUAAAUUUAGGGAAUGUAGAAACAAUUAACCUGGUAAGCUACUUCUCUUAAAAAAUAAUUAUUUAAACAGAUUCUUUUACGUAAAACAGAAAUAUUUAGAUGAGUAAACAAUAGAAUCGCUUUACAAAGUAAAAUGUAUCAUAUAAGUUAACUUGUAAUCUGAUCUGUUGUAUAAAUCAUAUUUCCACGUCAUAGUAAUAGCUGUUAACAAUUAUGUUCCCUUUGAUACUUCCGACUUGAUUCCUUGAAGGAUAUAUAUGAAAGCUGGUCUUUCAAAAACAAAAACACUGAAAGUUUUGAUUAUACAGGGUGUUUGGAAGGACGACACAAAGUCUCAAGGCAGUGAUACCUUGGAUGUUGAAGGUAUCACACCGCCUUCAGGCUUUGCGAUGACCGAACUUUCAAACAGCAUAUAUACUAAUUAUAGUACUUAUAACUCUACGAAUAAAAUACUUCAAAGUAUUAUUUCUUAUUCUUUGCUAAUAGGCCUGCGUAUUUUGUUUGUUUACAAGCUUUCUGUUUUUUGCAUGAAACCUUGCAACUUAAUUUCAAAGAGAAAGAUGUCGUUAAAAAUUGGUCUGUCAUUGUAAAUCUAUAAUAGAAUUGAACAAAUUCCAAGAUAGUCCUAUUUCUUAAAAUUUAUUACAAACUGGUAUUGAUUGACAAUGUUUUGUAAGUGAUAUCCAAAAAAUAAUACAUAUUGGAGAUAAAGUAAUUUCACCUAGGUUAUGUAUUGGUAGUCUGUUACCGACCGCUUGUAAGUACCGACAUUUAAUAGCUGUAAGCGUACGACAGCGCGGUUCAAUGACCCAUAUAUUUUUUUCCGAAACCAUACAAAUGUUUAAUAUCGCAUUUGAUUAUGUACAAACUUUUAGGUCAUAAUUUAUCAAAAAAGAAUUUGUUAUUGGGAAUGUAUUUUUAAGUGCCAACUUCAUAUUAUUUUGUAAGCUACAUGUAAAGCCUCUAAUUUAAGGUAUGUUAUGUUUGCUGGUCUUUAUGAAAUGUAAGCCAAAAUUUCGAUGUCGUUGUUCUCAUUUAUUCUUUAAAAAUAUAUACAUUAAGGUAGGAUUACUUUUAAUUUAGUAUUGUUUCACUGUUCAGAACGCGAUACUUAACUCGUACGUAAUUUAUAUACGAACACACUGAUUGGAUCAAAUUAUUACAAUCUGUUGUAUUAUCAAUUUGGCUUAACCCGAAAAAUGUUGCUCUACACUAUUCCACAUUAAACUUGAAGAAGUUGCAGCAAAUAUUCUUAGGGUAUAUAUAUCCUAAAGGAUCCCUUUAAUUUAGUUUAAUUAUAUGAUUAAGUUUUAAGGUAAUUUUAUAAAAGUUUAAAUCGAUAAACUGGUUUCAACAAGUGAAAUAAUGUAGUAACAUUAAACUUUUUGCUUCGGUUUUGAUUUGUUGACUGUAAAUAUAGUUAAAUAUAAUUAUGUCAACAUGUUGUGUAGUCGCAUUUGGAACUAUUGUAAUCUUAUUUUUUUAGCACUGAAAUAAAAAAAAUCAACGUUUCCAAAUGCCUACUACACACAGUCAUUUAGUGUAAAGUAUAACUAUUGUCUACUGUAAUAAACAACACUAUCAGUGGAAAUUAAAAUAAAUGUUAAUGGAAGAUUGGGGAGCAAAACUAACUGUAUACUAGAUGGUGUUCUGAAUAAGAGUUAAAUGUUGAUAUUUGAUUGAAAAAAUUGUUGAUAUAUAAAAUGCCUUUAGAUUUGUUCCUCAAUGAAACUGGCCAUUAAAAAAAUAAA
Messenger RNA from Spodoptera exigua (beet armyworm), 9839 nucleotides. The record is from the annotation of a GenBank genome assembly. Lineage: Eukaryota; Metazoa; Arthropoda; Insecta; Lepidoptera; Noctuidae.